Molecule: messenger RNA, 742 nt
Organism: Zea mays
Lineage: Eukaryota; Viridiplantae; Streptophyta; Magnoliopsida; Poales; Poaceae
Exons: 1
Coding region: 133-417 (94 amino acids)
Molecular function (GO): receptor serine/threonine kinase binding
Source: RefSeq, a predicted model, not a curated record
UUGAUCCUACAUUAUUCUAGCUACACAGCGCAAAGGUUCCUCCUACAUUCUAGCUAGGAUUCCACGAGGACGACGUCGAACGACCCACCGACGACGUACGCCCGUACGAACAAAGCACGAGCUGCGGCGGCCAUGGCGCUGUCGGCCACCAACUUGAAUACGCUCAAGGCGCUGCUCUGCGCCGUGUUCCUCCUGUCCACGACCGUCGACAUCGUCGUCGCCCUCGGCCACUGUGAGCCUACGGCGGCGGUGGUAGUGCCCGCCGGCGCCGGCCGGAGAAUGCUGGGCGCCGCUGCGAGCUCGGCGUCUGCCGUGAGCAUGCCGCGGCUCACUCGCCCCGCCCCCGCGGCCGCCGCCGCGACGUACUCCGAGUCGAAGAGGGCGAGCCCCAGCGGGCCAGAUCCUCAGCACCAUUAAUCACCAAUUUACCACUCGCUCUUGCGCAUUUUGUUGCUACGUGUGGAACUACGGAUAUAUAUGGCGAGCUGCAAGCAGAGUCAGAGUUUCGUAAGUUGGCACCAAUACCUAAUAAAUAUUUUGAAUAAGACGGUCAAUUUUUUUUAAAAAAAGUUAAUUGUGACAUAUUUAUGAACGGAGAGAUUACUAUGCUUGUAAUAUGUUCUUUUAAAAACACAAGGGUUGAAGGGACAUUGAUUAUUGCGCUGAUGUCUAGUGGCGACGUACGCCACCAUGGUGUGGAGAAAAUAAAUUUGUCCUCGAGCACGUGCUCUCCUGUUGCACC